Dibothriocephalus latus is the source of this 429-nucleotide messenger RNA. Lineage: Eukaryota; Metazoa; Platyhelminthes; Cestoda; Diphyllobothriidea; Diphyllobothriidae. The record is from the annotation of a GenBank genome assembly.
AUGCUGCGCACUUUUAUAUUUCAGAUAUCCAAGGGUAUCAACCUUACUAACGAAAAGGGCGAAACUCUGACUAUCUGGGCUGUGCUUCAGAAGAAAAAGCGGAUCUACAAGAAGUCCCAAUCAAAUGUCAGCGACUUGGCAAAUCACUUCGGCGUUUCCUCCGGGGGCAGCAAGGAGAAAGUUAGCAAGGCGCGUUUCACAACGCUGCGCCAGGGUACACGUAAUCCGGUCUGGGAGGAAAAGUUUGACUUCGACCUUCCCCCUAGCGAUAUGAUGUCCGUCUAUGUGGACGUGGAGAUCCAUGAGCAGAAUAAGAAGCUCUGCAAUUACCGUUUCUGUCGCAACACUGCUUACCUAGCCAGUAAGCACUGGAAACUGAUGAUGGAACGGUCGAAUUCAUUUGUCUUCAUGAACUACAAAAUUCAGUAA